GAAAAUCAAGAACACACGACCAGAUCGCAUGCAAGCUAGGAGGACACAGAGCAAGCAAAACUGUUGACAAGUUUCGGACUGGCCCCUUCAAAUUGAACACUUUCGAGGCUUUCAAGUAGCUGAUCCAGAUCGUUAUGAUGAGUUGUCCGGGCAGCGCGGCGCUGCGGCCGCCCAGCUUGCCUUCCCGACACUUCAGCCUCGGCUCGGGCCACCGCGUAACACCACUCCUGCCUGCUCGUGAUGUCAGGCACAGCAUGUCAGUUUCAACCCACGCCGCGGGCGACUCAACUGCCCAAACGGAAGCAACUCGGGUGACUUCAUCGAGCAGCGAUUCCGCGAGCCUGCGCCAGGCCCGCAGGCGCACGGUGACGCAGGCUGCUGAGCCCGCUCCGCAAUCCACUGGCCUCCCGCCUGUUGCGGUCGCUGUUGCCGCGGUCGCGGGUAUCGGUGUGCUCGCGGUUUUGUACAACAAGUUCUUCGCCAGUGUUGGCAGCGGCGCCAGGUCUGCAGUGGAGACCCUGCCGCAGGCCGUCAGCCAGGGCAUGCAGCAAAAGCGGCUGCAAAAGGACGCGCAGGCGCGGCUGAACGAGAUGUGUGAUCAGCUGCGGUCGCAACACGCCGUGGAUCUGUCGGCCAAGAACCUGGGCGACGAGGGCACUGCCUAUGUGGUGGAGGCUCUCGCCUUCAACACCACCUGCCGCGCCCUGGACCUAAGCAAGAACGGCAUUGGAGGCGGGCUGGGUGCGGCGGCGCUGGUGCAGGUGCUGCCCAGCGCCGUGAUCCAGACGCUGGUGCUCAACACCAACAGCCUGGGCGACGGCGGCUCGGAGCAGCUGGCCAAGGCCAUUGCGGGCCACCCGCACCUGACCACUCUGGACCUGGGCCAGAACGGCAUCGGCGACGCCGGCGCCACCGCGCUGGCCGAGGCGCUCAAGCUCAACACGCGGCUGCAGCGGCUGGACCUGUCCGGCAAUGCCAUCGACAAGGACGGCGCGGCGGCGCUGGCGGGCGCGGUGGCGGGGAGCAGCACGCUCGAGGUGCUGGUGCUGACGGACAACUACCUGGGCGAGGCCGGCGCGCUGGCGCUGGCGGACGCACUGCGGGCCAACACCAGCGUCAAGGAGCUGCACCUUAAGGGCAACGAGAUGGGUGAUGCGGGCGUCACGGCCAUCUGCGAGGCGCUAAUGUCCCGCGCCUGCGACAUCACCUUCCUGGACCUGGGCAACAACAGCAUCACGGAGGCGGGCGCCACGCACCUGAACCGGCUGCUGUUCCAGAAGCGCUCCCUCAAGGAGCUGCACAUGUACAUGAACGACAUCGGGGACGAGGGCGUGGGCAAGAUGGCUCAGUCCAUUGCGGACAACAAGGGGCUGUCGGUGCUGGACCUGGGCGGCAACAACAUCGGGCCCAAGGGUGUGGCGGUGCUGGCGGGCGCACUGCGCAACCACGGCGCGCUGAGCUCCCUAGAGCUGGGCUACAACCCGUUGGGGCCGGAGGGCACUAAGACCAUCACCGACCUCGCAAAGUUCCAACUGCCCAAGCUGACCACGCUCAAGCUGGGUUGGUGCAAGGUGGCGGGCGGCGACGGCGCCCGCGCGCUGUCUGACCUGCUGCUGCUCAACGCCAGCCUCACGCACCUGGACCUGCGCGGCAACAGCCUGGGCAACGACGGAGCCAUCCUGCUGUCGCGCGGCCUCAAGGCCGCCGAGAACAGCAAGCUCGCGGAUCUGGACCUGGGCUACAACGAGAUCAAGGACGACGGGGCGUGCGCGCUGGCCCAGGCGCUAAAAGCCAACCCCGAGGGCGCCCCUCGUGAGCUGAAGCUUAACUCGAACUACAUUACCCGAUUCGGUCAGGUGGCGCUGAGCGAGGCCGUGGACCAGGUGUUCGACAUGGGCGGCGGUAAGAUGACCACCGUGCACUUCUAGAGGGGGGCAGGGCAGAGGCGAGCAGGCAGGCAGGCAGGCGGGGGACGUACAGGCCUCGAGGCUGAUGAUGCGUGGGGGGCGGGUGGCCGGAGCAGUGUGCGGAGGGAGGGUGCUUUCGGCGACGCUUCGUAGGACAGGGAUGCAGCAGCAGUAGAGGAAGGCAUGGAGGGUUGAAGACACGCGUUUUCGCCUGUGCGUGAGAAGGCUAGGGAAGAGAACGUGUCGUGUGUCGCGUUGGAGUUGCGUUGGGGUGGGGUUCGCGCAUGCUCAGGACCCCAAAGGAAGAAACAGAAGCGGGCUCCAGAUGCAAGGACGCCUAUGCUGGUGCGGCUCGUGCAUACGGUACAUCAGUUUUGGUCGUGAGGUUUGGUGGGGACGAACAAACGCGCGAGUUGUGGCGUUGUGCCUGGUAGUGGAGGCAGCUUGCCUCGUUGAGGGAGCAAAGCCUGAGAGCGGCGGCUGCAGCAUCCGUGCAGUUCUCAAGGAAGACCAAUGAAGACCGACGAAG
Messenger RNA from Chlamydomonas reinhardtii, 2436 nucleotides. RefSeq lists its product as uncharacterized. The record is from RefSeq and is a predicted model, not a curated record. Gene Ontology annotation, cellular component: nucleus; cytosol; perinuclear region of cytoplasm. Gene Ontology annotation, molecular function: small GTPase binding; GTPase activator activity. NCBI's taxonomy places the organism in Eukaryota, Viridiplantae, Chlorophyta, Chlorophyceae, Chlamydomonadales, Chlamydomonadaceae. The coding region runs from base 255 to 1928 and encodes 557 amino acids. Gene Ontology annotation, biological process: activation of GTPase activity; nucleocytoplasmic transport. The transcript has 14 exons.